ACCUAUCUCCCUCCCCCUAACCUUAGUUUCAAGUUCCAAAUCACCUCAAAUCUUGUACUCAAAUAGUUCUCGUCCAAAAAAAAAAAGAGAGAUGUUGUGGGCGUACCCUCCAACAAGGCGGCAAAUGGUAGUGACGGCGGUUGGAAUGGGCAUAGGAGUGACAAUGAUAGCAGUUGGUGCUUAUCUCUCCUUCGCAAACGUUGCUCCUCAACAAGCCCGUGCUAAAGCUCGUAGUGAUUUCGUCAGACAGCGUCUUCGCAAAUUCUUGGACGAUUGAUUGAUUGAUUGAUUGAUUGGUUUAUCAACAUAUUUAUCAUUGCUUUCUUUUGCAGCUUUUGAUUUCAUUUUAUGGUUGGUUUUUAACAAGUGAAAUUUAACUGCUGUUUUUUUUUUUUUUUAAUUGUUGGAGGGCUGUGUAAAUUGCUUUAUUAAUCGAUUGAAAUGUGUCAUCUGUAUGUUACUAAGUUGUGGAACGAAUAAUUAAUUGUUGAUUUUUGAAUUUGGUUAUAUGAUGAGAAAAUUCUGCUGUUGUUGAUGAAGAA
This is a messenger RNA of Beta vulgaris subsp. vulgaris (sugar beet), 542 nucleotides long. RefSeq lists its product as hypothetical. NCBI's taxonomy places the organism in Eukaryota, Viridiplantae, Streptophyta, Magnoliopsida, Caryophyllales, Amaranthaceae. The transcript has a single exon. The record is from RefSeq and is a predicted model, not a curated record. The coding region runs from base 92 to 277 and encodes 61 amino acids.